Messenger RNA from Artibeus jamaicensis (Jamaican fruit-eating bat), 1491 nucleotides. Its product is annotated as translation initiation factor IF-2-like. Bases 1 to 933 code for a protein of 310 amino acids. The record is from RefSeq and is a predicted model, not a curated record. The transcript is spliced from 3 exons. NCBI's taxonomy places the organism in Eukaryota, Metazoa, Chordata, Mammalia, Chiroptera, Phyllostomidae.
AUGGACAGGAUCCCGCGGCGCCCUCACUUCCGCUUCCGGGGCGGCAACCGACGCGGCCCGCCCCUUCGCUGCGCGGUGGGUGCUCAUUGCUGCACCCCAGGGCCUCGCCCGCGCUCCGGAGCCCGGGCCUGGCUGCCGCCUCCUUGCCGCGCGUUCCCAGGUGCGCCUGCUUCUCGGAACGCCCUGCCCGUCACCCCGCGGGCCUCGGGGCGGUCGGUCACCUCGUGCAGUCAUCGCUUCCCCGAACCCAGACCUCCGGGUGCGCGCCCCGGAGGCCCCCUGCCGCCGGGCCGUUCCCAGCCAGGCUGCCUCGGGCAUUGCAGCUCCCGGCUGCAGCGGCUGCAGAGCCUGGCGGGGUCCCCGCUUCCUGUCACGGCCGCCGGCCUCGGCCCACCACGUCCGCGCUCCGGGGGCGCGCUGGGGCGCGACGGCCGCGCGGGGAGCUCCCGGCCCCCUAGCGGGCGCCCCGGGCCGCGCCCCGGGCCCCUGAGGCCUGGCCCGCAGGCGCGUCAGAGGACGGACCGCCGGGUCGCGGGGCGCCGGGCCGUGCGGGGUGCUCGCGGGCCCGGCGGGGCGGGGCCCUGGACUGGGGGCCCGGGGCGCGGCCCCGCUCGCCGCCGUGGGGCCCGCGCCGAGCAGCCGACUCGGGCGGGAGGCGGAGGCCGGGCCGGGCCGGACCGGGGCAGCCCCUCAGCCGCACCGCCCUGGGCCGGUGCCCAGGUCCGAGCCGCCUUCCGCCCGCCGCCCCGCCCGCGGCCCCAGCCGGGCCCCGCCGCCAGCCCGGCUCCCGCCCCCGCUCCGCCCCCCGGAGCCGCAGCCCCGCCCGCCACCGCCGUCGCCAUGUUGUGGCUCCCGCAGCCGGCGCCGGGGACGCGCGCGGCCGAGCCCGGGGCCUGCCGCCGCCGCCGCCGCCAGGUGGUGUUUGGACUGUAGACCAUGUGCCUGCGUAGAAGCUGCCCCUGUCCCCGCAGCUCCGCGGCCCCAGCAAGGCGCCCCACGCCCUCCUUCUGAGAGCCCCCCCCCAGGUACGGUGUCGAGCUGGCCUUCCAGAGCCGAGAGUCUGGACACGAGUGAUUUUCUUGUUGUUGUUGCUUUUCCUUGGGAGUUGUUAUUUUAAAGUACAGUAAAAUGCACAUAACAAAAUGAACUGUUUUAACCAUUUUUAGUGCUGUUCAGGGGGAUUCAGUACAUUCACACCACCAUGCACCCCCGGGUCUUUUCCUCUACCCCAGCACAAACCCUGUGCCCAUUAAACGUGACCUCCCCCUUCUUGCCCCUCCCCCCGUCCCUGGCAACCCCCCCCCCCCUACUUCCUGUCGCUCCGAAUCUGACCACUCCAGCCGCCUCCUGUGAGUGGAAUCCAAUGGGAUUCACGUUUUUGUGCCUGGCCUAUUUCCCUUAGCGUGACGUCCUCAAGGUUUACCCACGUUUAGCCUGUGUUGAGUCUUUAUUCCUUUUCAGGGCCAAAUACUAUUCCACUGUCCGUUGAUG